Molecule: messenger RNA, 639 nt
Organism: Mauremys reevesii (Reeves's turtle)
Lineage: Eukaryota; Metazoa; Chordata; Testudines; Geoemydidae
Product: putative olfactory receptor 14L1
Exons: 2
Coding region: 244-639 (131 amino acids)
Biological process (GO): G protein-coupled receptor signaling pathway
Cellular component (GO): membrane
Molecular function (GO): olfactory receptor activity
Source: RefSeq, a predicted model, not a curated record
GAGCAGGGACACCCUUGUCUGUGCCAAUGUCUGAAAUCUGCACAGGAUCAGCUGUAGAACUGGGAGGAGCUUCCAGUCCAUGACCCUAUUUAGUUCAUCUCCUCUCAGCCAAGCCUGCCAUGGGAGUGGAGCAGGGAGCGCCCAUCUGUGGAGUGGAUCCCUGUCUGCUCGGAACUGCGAGAGACUCAGCAAUGCAGGAAAUCCAGCAAGGGAACAUGGAAACAGCUGCCGGAUAAUACAGUGAUGAGGGCCUGGGAGAGAGAGAGCACUAAGGACCAAAGAAUCCUGACUGUGGAGUACCAAAUGCAUGGGGAAAUUUCUGCAAAGACCACCCCAAUCUUCACCACGGUGCUGAGAAUCCCCUCUGAGCAGGGCCGGCGUAAAGCCUUCUCCACCUGCCUUCCUCACCUCUUCGUGGUUUCCUUGUUCCUCUGGACUCUUACUGUUGCCUACCUGAAGCCCACCUCCAGCUCAACAACAGGCCGGGAUCUCAUGGUGGCUGUUCUCUAUUCCGUGGUGCCUCCAAUGAUGAAUCCCAUCAUCUACAGCAUGAGGAACAAGGAGAUCCAAGCUGCCCUAAGGAGACUGAUAGCAGGGAGAUUAUUCACCAUGAAUAUAAAGUCCAUAGUUCUCCCUUGA